Messenger RNA from Molossus molossus (Pallas's mastiff bat), 5262 nucleotides. It is a transcript of the gene RNF38, whose product is annotated as ring finger protein 38. The transcript is spliced from 12 exons. The record is from RefSeq and is a predicted model, not a curated record. Lineage: Eukaryota; Metazoa; Chordata; Mammalia; Chiroptera; Molossidae. The coding region runs from base 556 to 1854 and encodes 432 amino acids.
GGUGCAGUGGGGCGGGGCGGCGGCCCAGGCAGUUAGGGCGCGGGGGCAGAGAGCAUGGAGCCCCCGAGGCAUUAGCCGACUGUCAGCUCUGGGCGUGCAGCCUUCGUUUCCUGGCGCGGCCGUGUGAUGGUACUAGGAGGGAGGAAGGAAGCGCCGUGACAGCGCCUUGUUCGGAGCCCGGGUUCCGGGGGCGAGGAGGCCCGGGGGACGAGGGAUCUGGCGAGCAGGCCGCUGGCUGGGCGAGCAGUCACAAUAGGAGGUGGCAGGCCCGCAAGGAGCCACGGGGGCAACUCCGCAGGGCGGAGCCUUCCCUCGCAGAUAUCUCCCGGGGCCAAUACAGCACCUCUACCUGGCCAUCCUAACAAGGUGAUUUGUGAAAGGGUGAGACUUCAGAGCCUGUUCCCUCUCCUCCCAAGUGAUCAGAACACUACCGUUCAAGAGGAUGCUCACUUCAAAGCUUUCUUCCAGAGUGAAGAUAGUCCGAGUCCCAAGAGACAGCGCCUCUCUCAUUCAGUCUUUGAUUAUACAUCAGCAUCACCAGCUCCAUCACCACCAAUGCGACCAUGGGAGAUGACAUCAAAUAGGCAGCCCCCUUCAGUUCGACCAAGUCAACAUCAUUUCUCAGGGGAACGAUGCAACACACCUGCACGCAACAGAAGAAGUCCUCCUGUCAGACGCCAGAGAGGAAGAAGGGAUCGUCUGUCUCGACAUAAUUCCAUUAGUCAAGAUGAAAAUUAUCACCAUCUCCCUUAUGCACAGCAGCAAGCAAUAGAAGAACCUCGAGCCUUCCACCCUCCGAAUGUAUCCCCUCGUCUGUUACACCCUGCUGCUCAUCCACCCCAGCAGAAUGCAGUAAUGGUUGACAUACAUGAUCAGCUCCAUCAGGGCACCGUCCCUGUUUCUUAUACAGUAACAACAGUGGCACCACAUGGGAUUCCACUCUGCACAGGCCAGCACAUCCCUGCAUGCAAUACACAACAGGUCCCAGGAUGCUCUGUUGUUUUCAGUGGACAGCACCUCCCUGUCUGUAGUGUGCCUCCUCCAAUGCUGCAAGCAUGUUCAGUUCAGCACUUACCAGUACCAUAUGCUGCAUUCCCUCCCCUUAUUUCUAGCGAUCCAUUUCUUUUACAUCCUCCUCACCUUUCUCCUCACCAUCCUCCUCAUUUGCCACCACCAGGCCAGUUUGUCCCUUUCCAAACCCAGCAGUCACGAUCGCCUCUGCAAAGGAUAGAAAAUGAAGUGGAACUCUUAGGAGAACAUCUUCCAGUAGGAGGUUUUACUUACCCUCCAUCAGCCCAUCCCCCAACGUUACCUCCAUCAGCUCCUUUGCAGUUCUUAACACAUGAUCCUUUGCAUCAAGAGGUGUCCUUUGGAGUACCUUAUCCUCCAUUUAUGCCUCGGAGGCUCACAGGACGUAGUAGAUAUCGAUCCCAGCAGCCAAUACCACCUCCCCCUUAUCAUCCCAGCUUACUACCAUAUGUGUUAUCAAUGCUUCCAGUGCCACCUGCAGUAGGCCCAACUUUUAGCUUUGAAUUGGAUGUGGAAGAUGGAGAAGUAGAAAAUUACGAGGCCCUUUUAAACCUGGCAGAGCGACUAGGAGAGGCUAAGCCACGAGGACUGACUAAAGCAGAUAUUGAACAACUUCCUUCUUAUCGGUUCAAUCCUAACAACCACCAGUCAGAACAGACUUUGUGUGUAGUAUGCAUGUGUGAUUUUGAGUCAAGGCAGCUACUUAGAGUUUUACCCUGUAACCACGAGUUCCAUGCCAAGUGUGUCGACAAAUGGCUUAAGGCAAAUCGUACUUGCCCAAUUUGCCGAGCUGAUGCUUCAGAAGUGCAUCGGGAUUCAGAAUGACCAACCUAAGAGCACAAAUUAGUUUGGGUGUUCCUCAUCACAUGUAUAUACGGACUAUCCAUUGAACUUAAUCUGUGUGGCUUCCAGCCCUCCCUUUACCAAAAGGGUCAAUGGACCUUUCUUUGCACUGUGUGACUUAAUCAACUAUAAAAGCUUACAAUUAGUCUUCAUAAUUAUGGGAUUGUUAUACUAACCGUGUGAUUGGAACUCCAAAGACUUUUUCUUUAGCUUAAUUUUGUGUGUGCACUAACAUUCCCUGGUUUUUGUGUGAUCAUUCCGAGUGUUGCUGCAAGAUUACAGUGGACGUGAUCUUUUAGCAUGUGCUUUUAUAAAAAGUGGUAGCUCCAGAUGAUAUAGCAAUCUACCUUAUAUAGAGCCUUCAGAAACUGUGAGUGGAAAUGAAUGCAAUGUAUGACUGUUGGUGAUAAAUGUAUCUUUGUGUGUGAGAGAGAGUGUGUAACUACUUGUGUGAGGGCAUGGUAGCUAAUGUGUGUAUGAGAUCCUAUAUACCAGCAUGUACCAAGAAUGUGUGUGUAGUUUUAAUUAUGCUGCAAUGUAUAAUCUGGUGUGUUAUUUAAACAGCACUAGUACUGUACACUGGUUUUUUUUCCCUUGUGUUUGCUGUUGCACACUGAUUGCUAAGGGUGCAUCAAUUACAAGCAUUGAAUACUCCAUCCCCUCCCCUCCCAAUGAAUGGAAUGAGAAAAGCCUUCUUCCUUUGCUUCAGGCAGCUGUCACCUUCUCUUCGUUGGUGGUCCAAGUGGGUCACUUAAGAAAAAAAGUGUAACAGAUUCUCACUCCAUGAACCUGAUUUUUUUAUUCUGUUGUGAAAACUUUUUAAAUCUCCAACUUGCUGUUUCCAAAAAGAAGGUGCAAUAUCAUACAUCAUCAGUUAGCAAUAUUAGCAUUUCAAUCAGUGAUUUGAAUGUUGAUACUUUCUUGUUUUUUUCCUUUACAUUUCCAGUAAGUUUCUUACAGGAAGUAUUUGUGAUUUUUCUUUUAGUGUUUAGAUUUGUAGUCUAUUCUGAAAAUAUUUGAGUAAUAUAUUUCUAAGAAUACCACUGGUCCCAUGAAGUCUCACUUCCUUGACUUCCACCAGAACAAAAUCUGUUAGCUCUCAGCUCGAUUUCUGGUAUGUGUUCUAUGUUCAAGCUCCCAUAGGCAACUAAGUUGUUUUAAGAAAAUUGUAUUUCUGUUUGUGUUAAUUCACCUGCUAAGCUCCAGUUCUGAAAGUUGUCUAGUUCUUCUCUCAGUAAAUGUGCUUCUAAUCAAAACCCUGAUUUUCAGGAUGGAUCAAGUGCUGUGACAGCUCUAGUUCCUUAGACCUGAUGUGCUUUGGUGUUUUAUUGCUUUUCUUUUUAUUUUGUUUGAAUGAGAAAAAUUUAAUAUAACAGGUGUCCAGAAUACUUGCAGUAUAAAUGAAGAUUUGAUUUUUGUAUAAAAAAUAAUGCUGUAUAACAGGAAUUGACCUUCAUUUAGUUGAUCUGAAAUAUUUCAAUACAUAGCAGUGUGGGUUUUUUUUUUUAAUAGAUUUAUUGAGCAUAAUGCAGAUUGUUUAAAUUCAAUUUUCCAGCAGUGUUUAGAUUUCUCUCUCAUUCUUUGUACAUUCAACAUUGUCUGCUUCUUCCCUGCAGUUGGUGUCAUUGCUUUGCAGUAGCACAAGCUGCAUAGUUCCAGUCAGGACUGUGAUGAUUUGCUGCCAGCCUCACUCAGCUUUCAGUUGGCUCUGUGUCGCUUUUCUCAGACAGUGUUGACUACUUAUUACUGCCAUGCUACUUGCCUUCCCUUGAAGUCUCUAUAAGCUCAUCACAGCUUAGAGUUCAGUAAAGUCAAUUUACACAGAAGCACAAUAUUGCCCUUUUCCAGACACUGUUGCCUCUAUCUAUUCAUACAGAUAGAAUUUUGCAUACUUUCUGUUUGCCCUUAUAUUUGUCAUUGCAUCUUAAAUACAUCUAAACAGUGGCAAAAUGCACAUAUUACUUUAAAAUCAUUAGGAUAUCCCCCACCUAUUCCUGAUGAAUAAAAAGUUUGUUAAAGACCAAAAUUAUUGGCAUAAUAAUCAGCUACAUUACAAAUCACGUAUAGUUUAAUCUUUUUUUAAUUAAAAAAUCAUGUUUAAAAUGGCAAAAGCCCAUCUUAUACAUAGACUCUUUUAUAUAGCUGCAAAAAAUUUAUAUCUGUACAGAUCUAACGUAACACUACUACACUCAGUAUUCAUUUUAUUGAAGCAUGCAAGUAAAGCACUUUUUCUAAUUUAUAUAGAUACCUAAUUAACAAGGCACAUUGUACUAAUGACUAGGAAAAGUAGCUCUUUCUUCCCUCUGACGAUGAAUUCUUGUCAUAAUAUCCCUUUUCCAGUAAAUUUUUGAGAGGCAGUUGGCAAUAUUUAGGAGGCAGUAGGGUUUAUUGGUAAAAUUCUGAAUUGUUGCACUCUUGUGACUGAUCUCUCUUUGGGAAUGUCUUUUCUUUGCAUGGGGCUCUUAGAGGUGUGUGCAGACUUGCUUAUUAAGUGGUUAGUACAUAUUAGGAGUAUACAUGCAUGUGUUCUGAACCAGCUCAGACUAGCCACAGUGAGCAGCUUUAUGGCUAGCAAAGAGAAAGCGGGUGAUUUGUGCCCAGCUGUUGUCACCUUGGGUGAUGCACCAGAUAGCAAGCAGAUGUUGGUUUGUUGCCUUCUUCCUCUUCCCUCCUAAAACAAUAUUGGCUUUACCAUCUUAACUCUGCUGGGGGUUUUGUUUGGGGGGUUUUGUUUGUUUCUUUUUUGCAUGAAUUCUCUUUGAUUUCUCCUUUUCUUUCUUUUUGCUUUUUUUUUUUUUUUGCCAGCCACCCCCAAAACAGAACGAAAUAAGUAAGUCAAGGCCUCCAGGUAUCAAGAUCUCACUAGGAUUUUCUGUCCUGAUUUUUUUUUUUUAAAGCAAAAUCUGAAAAAUGUGGAAGCAUAUUUACAUUUUAUACACUCUCUCGAAUGUGAUUUGUUAAGAUUCUUAAAUUUGGGCCUCUUAAAUAUUUUGAAUGAGAUCUGUAACUCACUUAUGCAAAUAUUUUUUCACAAAUGUCUUUAGGCCUUCAUUAGGAACCAAUUUUCCCCCUGUUGGUACAUUGGGUUACCUCAUUUUGCUGUUUGUUUCAGAUUAUGAAAGCUUACAGGGGUGUUUUUUGAAUUAUUUGCUGAGUCAUUUCCUCAAAUCAUAUUCCAUUGUAUCAGUUAACAUAGUUUUAAAUGUAUGUAUUAUAAAUAUCUGUAACCAAAUCAUUUGAAGGCUUGAUAAAUUUUUAACAAAAGUUUGUACAUUUUUUAUGAAAGUUACUAGUAAUGCUUUACUAAGUAGUGCAAUGAAUUUUUAUUUUUAAUCCCUGUGCCCAAUUUUGGAGUUGAGAGGGUUGUUGGUAAUAAAUGUAUGAUGUACA